GAAGGAAGCAUUAAUGUCAUUCGAGAAAAUAAAAUAAACAAUAUUAACAGUAAUACCAGCUGCAAUAUAAUAAUAAUCUACUUAUCCCCACCGAUCAUUCUUGAAGAUCUUCUUAAGCUUAUUACUUUCUCCCUAUCGUUAUUUAUUGACUUUGAAUUUGAAGACUUCACAUUUUUAUAAGAAUGGAUGCUUUUCCUGUUGGUGUUUCAUUCAUAUCUACGUUGGCAACUUUUUAUAUGAAACGAGUGUCGGGAGUUCGACCACAUUAAGUAAAUUAAACUUCAACUUCAUUCAUCGCUCGCUUGGAAUUUGCAUUGCUCAAGCAAUAUUCAAAGAAUCGAAUUCCCAUAAUAUAUCGAACUCGGAAAAUUUGUCAUUUCUCAUCAAAGCAUUCUCGGGAUUUUAUUUGCUUUUUCUUCAGCAUCACAUUCUUCAGCAUCGUCAGAUCACUACAUCGUACACCACGGCCUACUAGCGUUUUUCGGGAAACAAGUUCACAACAAUUCUUCGAUUCAUAUUCCAAAUUAUAUUCACAUUUUCAUAUCAAAGCGUCUAAAUGGUGACCACGAUCCACACUCGAAUUUUUCGCCAUAGUCAUAGUCAAGGACACGAUAUAAAGCCUUCAGUUAGUCAUCAGUCGAGAAGAACCGAACGAGAGAGUUCGUUGCCAAGAAGAAUGGAUAGGGAAAGCUCCCUUCCACCAACUACAUGUAGUAGAGGUCACACACAUCCUCCUUGGAAUACGACGGGUGUAUUGAGGAUAGCGAAAUGUGAAAGUGUUUGUGGCUUUUGUAUGAAAGAAACGGAUACAGCUGCAAAAUUGAGGAAACAUGUUUCCGUGCAUAUCAAAAAUGAAGGACUUAAUUUGACGAUAGCGGAGGCUGCUAGUGGAAGAGGAAAAUUAGAAGUACCAACUCACAAAUCUUCACAUGAAAGAUCAGGGUCUACGUCACAUUACUCAUCACAUGGCAACAUAACACCUCUGGAGGAUGAACAUCCCCAGCUCACAUACUCAUCGCAUACGCCUUCUUAUUCAACCUACUCCCCAGCAUCCCUCACUACCUCACCAUCUCACUAUACAAGUAUAGCUCAACGACCCUUAACAACUUCAACCUCAAGCUACGAUACAUACCCCUCUCAUCGAUCUCCAUCCAGUACCAGCGGGUUAUCCUACUCUACAAUCCCAAGUCCAAGCAGUACCUCAGCCCUCUCCAACUAUCGUUCCCUAGCCCAAGGUUCUUCAACACACGCCAUCAGCGAUCCCUUCUCCUCGCUUCGCUCUCACGCUCUCCGUACCAAAUUCGAAUGGACCGUCAUCACUCCCUCGGAAGGUUUCGCUAUCCUCGACUAUUGCAAGUCAUUAUCCCAAGCUACUGGCGAACAAGUGCCGUGCUAUAACCGCGAAACGCUGUUUGACGAAGAGUGGCAAGCUCACAUGAGAGAUAUUCAUGGGGUUUAUCUGAUAUGGCCAGAAACGUGGAUGAAGCGGGUUGAGGUAUUGGAUUUAGAGGGGGUGGGAGGAAAGAUCGAAGGAGUCAACGAUUUGGUUAUGGAGGGGAAAGCGAUAGAUAACUGGGGGUUAUUAGGGAAUGAAUGAUAAUUCAGAGAAUAUUCAUGAUUACGUACCGGGUUUUAGGAGGGGGCAAUUGGACUGGAAAAACGACGAAUACGGGAUGGAAUACUAGCAUGGCAUGCAUGAACUACAAGGGAUCAUAGGGAAUUCAAUUUCUUUGCAAAUGCAAAGAUGGAGUUUGGGGACAAGAAUUGGAAAGGCCUGGUACGGGGAAUGCAUUAGAAACUGGAAAGGUUACAAAGGAAGAAAAACACCGGCGUGCGCUGAAAGUUUUGUACAUCAUGAUUUCCGUUCAUUCGGAUACAUGGCCAUUCUCAUAUUCAUCACAUGAUAUGGAUAUGAAUAGGGGGGGCAGAAUGAAUAUAUGAAUUCAUAAACAAACUCUUCGAUUAGAUGUACUUAGUGUGAUGGACUAAGAAUUUACCAAUUUAAUAUAUAC
This is a messenger RNA of Botrytis cinerea B05.10, 2012 nucleotides long. RefSeq lists its product as hypothetical. The transcript has 2 exons. The coding region runs from base 557 to 1597 and encodes 346 amino acids. Lineage: Eukaryota; Fungi; Ascomycota; Leotiomycetes; Helotiales; Sclerotiniaceae. The record is from RefSeq and is a predicted model, not a curated record.